AUGGCCCCCAUGGUCAGCAAGUCUGCUGAUCGUGAAAUUUCACCCCACCCUCCCCGACUUGCCCCAGGAGAGCAGCAUCAGCAUCCAUGCGACGAUGAAAUCGAAACCCAGCAAUACCCCGAGAACGCUCAGCUCGCAGCCAUAGAGCAAACUGCACUUAAAGUCCGAGUUCCAGAGCUGCUUAACCCUCAGGCAAGCCAAGCUGAGACAGAGCUGCCCGAUGCAAGCUUACCGGAAGAUGAAGAUAUUGGAUCGACUCGGCUCAACCUACACAAGUGGGCUGAUGGACGGGCUGGGCUCAAUCUGGGCGAUGGAAUCACUCUGGGAAAUGGCCAAAUGAGGUUGAACAUUUAUGACUGGCGGACCUCUGCUACGAAAUUCAUCGUGGAGAACAACCCCACGGGUAAUCCCAAGUGCGAUCUCGAUGCAGUCAUCACAGAAUCCGAUAACAUACGUGUUGACUUUAAGGCCACCACUGAUUACCCAGAUGGCGUGAUGGGGGUCUUGGGGGCGAUUAAAGCAAUCUUCACAGCUCCAGAGGAGAUUGGCAUGAGAAAUAUUGAGACUGGCUUCGCACCGGCCUAUCGAGAGUCAAAGAACCCGAACAGAGACAGCUAUUUCAUCAAAUGGACAACCCCGUGGGAAACAUUUGGAUGCCGAGUAAGCUGGAUGAAGGCGGAAGAAGAUUCACAGUCCAUAAGGUUCAAGUUUGUGAAUGGCAAGAAUGCCGGACCUGAGGAACAGUUGAUGGUCACUGUUGAUGAGAAUGACCGGUUUUACCAGCAAAUCUCUGACAAUGACCCUAACACUUAUGGCAAAUGGAUGGCGCUUCCGGUCCGGAUUUGGCUGCGCACUCAGUGGCUGGUGGCAAUAACUGGCGAUGUAGACAACGGACUGUUUGGGAAGUUAUCUGUCGGUGGCAAUUACCCUUCCUCUAUCAAAAAGAGGAACAAAGGCAGGAAGCAAUCAAAGAAAUUGCCAAAGAGAGCCCGGGAAUCUUUCAAAGCUGAAGGAAACUCAGAGGGUGAAAAGUCAAAUGCCUCGGUUGCGCCAAGUCCUGAGCCAUUAGUGGUAGGGCAAGAAAAUACGAUGGAGACAAUGGGAAGUCAUGAAGUCAAGGAAGAGUCGACCCAGCAAGAGUUGACCAAGAGGGUUUCUACACUCAGAAUUGAUACCCAGAAGAGUAACAGAAGGUCAAAGGAAAAGGGUAGGGGCGAGUGCACACCUGAUUUGUCUGGUUCGUCUGUUUCACCUUCCGACUCAGGAAAGAAGGAUGCGGACGAGUUCACAGGUCGACCUGGUAACCAGCGUGAGUUACUUCCGGGAGUGCAGGACAUCGCUCGACAGGAUGUCGCGACUGAACAGCAACUUGCGGCAGUUGCUGAUCAACAAACAGUCAAUGCCUCCCGGUUCCCUAAACCCAGUGACUUGACUACCCCAUUGUCUUCAUCAUUCGAGACAGCCCGAACCCACCUCUCCCCCAACACUCCCUUCCCCUCAUCCGCGCUUUCAUGUUACUUCACGCCUACAACCAUUCCAUGGAAGGAAUACGCGGUUGAUGGGGAAGAUGGAGUGCAUGCGGAAGAAAACGAGCCAGCAGAGAUUUCGGAUCGGCUGUCUCUUACUCCGCGGGGGGAUGAGGUUGGGCUUCUGGGAUCUGUCUCGAACAACAGGGACGAGGUGUGUUUUUCUGACCCUGAAGAGUACCUUGGCGGCCACAAGGCGCAGCAGCCAGUCUUGCGCCGAAGUGAGUCUUUCGAUGUGGCCAGUCUAGGGAAAUUCAAGGGCCAGGAAACCGCAUCCUCGUUCCCAACGGCCGACCAUCCAUUGUCCUCCCUUGCCUCUUCUAACUCGUCUACCACAGGCUCGGUCGGGGUUGAGUCAGAUGAAUCCAGCUCAGAUGAAGCCGCCCAGCCUGACGACCAAACCCCAGCCGAGCCUAGCCGACGAGGUAAGAAGAGUGCAUACAAGAGGAAGAGGCAGGAGAAACGGAGGCAUAAGAGAUUGAUGAAGCGUCAGCAAGAGCACAGUGAGCAAGAGCACAGUGCUGACGUCUCCCGCCCCGUCUCCAAUGCUUCUUCCAAGGGCGAUGGACUGGAAGGUCGUUCUCCGUCUCCACCCGAGUCGUUUGAGGAUGAAGACCCAACUCCCACAGCCGUGCAGUUCGGCAACAUCGGGACCCCAUCCCCUGAACCGCAGUUGGACUUGGGCAGGAUCGCCAUUCUUUGCGAGAAGCAAGGCUGCCAAGUCCACUGUGGUCUCGGGGAUGGAGUCUCCGUUGUUUGCCCUAAGUGCGGACCGUUUUCGGAGGUCCGCUACUGCGGCAAGGACCACCUGUGGGAGGAUGUCAAGGUGCAUUGGCUGGUCUGCGGGACCCGACCAGUCUACCAGCAGCAGCCCUUGGCCGGGUCGAUUCCAUACGACGUUCUCGUGGGUCCACCAAUGCUUCCCAGCCUUCACCAGUGGGACACCCCUGAGCGCCAUCGUCAGGCGGUGUGGUUCAGUUCCGCCCGCGACCGAGGUGACUACUUCGUGUUCGCGGAGUGGGACGACCUGGUGAAGGCUGCGGACGCUCCAGGCAGUCACGUUGGGCUGCGAUGUUCACCUCGAGUCGCACACAUCGUGCGAUUCGAGGACGCCAAAGAGAAGGACCGGUUCCGCCGGUGCCUUGCAGUUUGUCUCUUCUCGGCGGUUGAACAUCCAGCCCUCGUGGACUAUGUUUACCGGCUCGUCCGGGACUGGAUGCGGGCUCACAACUUGUGGGCCAGUGACAAGGACAUGGACAGCAUGCUGCGCUACCAGAUGGGACUCGAGAUGGGUAGCACCCUCGAUGAGAGCCGUCUUGGUUUGCGGCAUGCUUGUGAGACGGAGUGGGUCGGGGCCAACCGACGCCACUGCGAGGAUUUGACCUGCGCGAGCGAGCGUCGCCCCACGUUGCUCGGUUACCAGUGUAUGGGGUUGGGCUUCCGGAGAGUGUGCGAAUACCUCGAAUCCAACUAUUGGAUUCUGAGGGCGCACCGAGCCACCCAUCCUUCGGUGAGCGACGUGGUGGCUCGCACGUGUGGGGGAGGAUUCUCGGAGGUCCUUUCAAUGGACCGGCGGACCUUCCGCCGUGGCGAAGGUUGGGACGGGGCGGGAACGGGCCCCAUGGAGCUGGAGAUGCCGUGA
Messenger RNA from Penicillium griseofulvum, 3168 nucleotides. RefSeq lists its product as uncharacterized. The transcript is spliced from 5 exons. The record is from RefSeq and is a predicted model, not a curated record. The coding region runs from base 1 to 3168 and encodes 1055 amino acids. NCBI's taxonomy places the organism in Eukaryota, Fungi, Ascomycota, Eurotiomycetes, Eurotiales, Aspergillaceae.